AUGAUUGUAGAAUCUUAUGUAUGUCCAACAUUUUCAAAUAAUCAUUGUAAACAAUUAAAAACACAAGAAUAUUAUAUGGCUAUGAGUAAAUCAACAAUAAAACAGAAUGGACAUUCAAGUACGAAUGAAAAUCGUACUGACGAUGAUUAUGGUGGUGGUGGAAAAGAUAAUCAUUUACAAACACCUUCUAAAAAUGGAACUGCUGAUAAUCGUAAAUCCCGUUCGAAUAGUCAUCAUCAUAAUCGAGCUAAUUUUCGUGUUGACCCAACUCGUUGGUGGUUAGUUCAUUUUAUACAAAGAUUUAUUGUUGAUCCAAAACGUACAUUAACAAGAAGUCGUAGUGCAACUGAUGCUACACGUUUUCUUCGCCAUAUUCAAGCACGCAUAUCCACAGCUAUCAAAUGUGAUUCUGUCUAUGAAGAAUCAUCCUCAAAUUCAAAACGACGAAAUAGUGGUUGUGAUCAUAAUCAGAUAUCUGAUGAUGAAAAUAGUAUAUAUACUCGAAAACGUUCACAAUCAGUUCCUAAUCAUGGUGUUUGCAAUCCUAAUCAUCAAAUGUUAAUGAUAAAACGUCAAUCACAACCAAUAGUACGUUCAUCCUCAGUACAUGAUCUUAAUCGACAUGAAGUAUUUCGUGCAAAUGAACUUGAAUUUGGUCCUAUUAUUGGUCAAGGAUUUUAUGGUAUUGCAAGAACUGUUACACUACGCAAAACUGGUCAGAUAAUGGUUAUGAAAGAAACGAAAACGUUUGAUAAAGAAGCACAAAAAAUUUUCGUUAAAGAAGUACAAGUUCUUAAGCGGUUAAAUCAUCCAAAUGUUCUUCACUUCAUCGGUUUACUUCUUGAUAAAGAUAAUCAAAUGUGUUUUCUUGUUGAUUAUAUUGCUGGUGGUACAUUAAAAAAUAUCAUUCAUGAUUUAUCAAUAUCUUUAACAUGGUUACAACGUUUACGUUAUGCUAAAGAUAUAGCUGCCGGAAUGGAAUAUCUUCAUUCAUGUAAUAUAAUUCAUCGUGAUUUGAAUAGCUCAAAUUGUUUAGUUAAAAUGGAUGGCCAUGUUGUUGUAGCUGAUUUUGGUUUAUCACGAAUAAAUCUUGAAGAUGAUGAUGAAAUGACAUCACAAAAUAGUGAUGGUUCAUCAACAAAUUUUCGACGAGAUCAACGAAGUACAAGUACAACAUUAACAUCUAAUGGAAAUAUCGUUGUAGUUCGACCAAAAACUCGACGACAAUUAUUAAGAGAUCGUCAACGAUAUACAGUAGUUGGCUCACCUUAUUGGAUGGCACCUGAAAUGUUAAAAGGUCAAUGUUAUGAUGAACGUGUAGAUAUAUUUUCAUUUGGAAUAAUGCUUUGUGAAAUUAUUGGUCGUGUACAGGCUGAUCCUGAUUAUUUACCUCGUACACAAGAUUUUGGUUUAAAUGUACAUUUAUUUAAUCAAAAAUAUUGUAGUAAAGAUUGUCCAAAACAGUUUAUUGCUAUUGCCAUAGCUUGUUGUGACAUAAAGCCUGAUUCAAGACCGGCAUUUUGUGUAUCUCAUCCAUGGCUUGAAGCUCUUGCCUUAAGUGUUGAGACAGGCGUUUGCCUCUCUUCCUCUUCGAAUACAAUUUCAGAUCGAAUCUCGAAUGGAGAUUAA
Molecule: messenger RNA, 1629 nt
Organism: Adineta steineri
Lineage: Eukaryota; Metazoa; Rotifera; Eurotatoria; Adinetida; Adinetidae
Source: the annotation of a GenBank genome assembly